AAUAACAUGGGGAAAAAAAAUACGAACACUCUAAUGGAAAAAAAAGAGUCAAAAAAUUUAACCAACAAGCUCUUCGAAUCUCGAAUCACUCUUAAUAUUAGUCCUGUUGCGAUCAUAUCGUUACUCAUACUACUUAUAUCUCUAGCGAUUGCAUGGGACAAAUAUAGACAGCAAGCUACUUGUCAAAUAUUAACGGGUGAUUAUGAAGACAAAAUCCAGUGGAUAUCCAUUCCUGAUCAUAAAAACGCAGAGAGUUAUCUUUCGUUAGAUAAUGGUGCUUUCGUUUACCGUCAUAUAUAUAUGGAUGAGUUUGAAAAAGAAUUUAAUGUGAAGCCAUUAAAUUUUCCAACUAUUGACCCGGAUAUAGCACCUUAUCUUGCAAAGCAUAAUCUUAGAGCCCGAAUAUUAAAUAAUAGUGAAAUUAGUGAAGAAGCAGCUUCAGCAACUUUUACAGUGUCAGAGAAUUAUGCACCCCUUAUAGAAGAUAUAAAGUUUAAGGUCGAAAAUGGAACAUAUGUUGAUGAUGGACGCGUAUAUAUUCGUUGGGUUAAUGAUAUCGUAAGAUGGGGCAUGUUUGCUGGUCGUUCUUUCCAACCAAAUGAUAUUAUAGGGAUCUAUGCUGGGUUAUUAACGCGUCAACUUUAUGAUGUUGAGUAUGGUACGUUAGGAAGUUCUACUUGGGAAUUCAAUUAUCUUGUGGAUGUUGUAGAUGAAAAUAAUGAAAAAGUGAGGGUUUGUAUUGAUGGAAAAAAUAUGGGAAAUUAUAUGCGAUUUGCUAAUCAUCGUGACGAAAACCAUAAUGGUGACCAACUUUAUACGAUUUAUGAUGAUAUUUGGUACGUGCUCUAUAUAGCACAGGAUGAAAUUAAGCUCCACGAACAAAUAUUCGUUAAUUACGGUCAAGCAUACUGGGAAAGCAAACAAAAAUACGAAUUUAAUUAA
Molecule: messenger RNA, 942 nt
Organism: Dentiscutata erythropus
Lineage: Eukaryota; Fungi; Glomeromycota; Glomeromycetes; Diversisporales; Gigasporaceae
Source: the annotation of a GenBank genome assembly